UCCGGGGUAGCAGCAGGCGUUAGGGAGUGUGGACGAGGUAGAUCGCUGUGCCUGGAGCGGCGGGGAAAGAUGAUUUCAGAAGGUGGUUCGUUUUUACGGGGCCUGUUAAUAGGAGGUGCAUUUUGUCUAGUGGUAACUCUUCUUGGACACAUAAAGUUGGGCCAUGAAGGUGCCACCCCCCAUGAGCACCAUCACAUCCAGGCACCUAAGAAGGAGGAAGUUUCCAAGCUUUCAGAGGCAGAACAAAUAGAGUUGAGUCAGAGCAUGCGGGUCUACUGCAUUAUCCUUGUCAAGCCAAAAGACCUGAGCUUUUGGGCUGCUGUCAGAACCACAUGGAGCAAGCACUGUGACCAGGCUGACUACUACAGCUCCGAACAGGUUAAAGUCUUUGAGUCCAUCAACAUUGAGAGCAGCGACAUGUGGACUAUGAUGCGGAAAGCUAUCCAAAUGGCACAUGAGAAACAUAAACUUGCGUAUAACUGGUUUUUCAUCGCUCAACCCUCCACUUUUGCCAUCAUUGAAAAUCUAAAGUAUUUUCUGUUGAAGAAGGACCCUUUAGAACCUUUCUACAUUGGGCAUACUGAGAAAGAUGGAGAUUUAGACUAUGUUGAUUUAGCCGGUGGCAUUGUGCUCAGUAUUGGGUCAGUGAAUCGUCUUAUCAGUGUCAUGAAUGAACCAGAUAAGUGUCCAGAAACAGGUGGUAUAAUAUGGAAGGUCUCCGGAGAUAAGCAAUUGGCCAUGUGCCUAAAGUACAAAGGAGUGGUUGCGGAAAACGCAGAAGACUCCGAGGGGAAGAAUGUCUUCAACACCAAAUCUGUUGGGACCUUGAUUAAAGAAGCCAUGGCGAAUGAUCCUCAAAAAGUGGUUGAAGGCUGUUGCUCAGACAUGGCGAUCACGUUCAAUGGACUCUCUCCAAACCACAUGCAGGUUAUGAUGUACGGCGUGUAUAGGCUACGGGCUUAUGGGCACAGCUUUAAUGAUGCGCUGGUGUUCUCGCCACCCCCAAACUCUGAUAACGACUGAGGUGUCACAAGUCUUCUCUACAGUAAUGUGUGUUGACCUCUACAGACCAGGACCUUGGAAGAAACAAAUUGCUCGUAUGGUGGCUAUAUUUAUUUCUGUGAAGGAGACCAUGACUGGGAGGUAGAACCGGAUCCGUGUACAUGUGUAAUUUAGUUUUUCUGUACAGUAUAGAAACUUCAGUCAGGACUUCCAGAUACUUCUUUUAUGGCAACUGAUUUUACACGGUGAUAACUUUUGCACUCAAAUUCUAUUUUUCUACUUCUCAGAGAACUGGGCUGAUACUUUCUGCUUCUUCUUGUACAAUUCUUCAGGGUGCUCCCUAUGGGAGAGUGUAAAUGAUCUGACUUCUGUCUGUCACCUACAUCAUGACGGGUGAUGUUGCCAAAUGACAUUCCCUGACUACCACGCGCCUCCAACUCCAUUACCUCAUCCACUUAAAGCUACUUGUGAACCAUCUCUAGUAUUUUUAGAAGAUGUCUCAGUACCUCAGGUGUUUUCCCAGUAAGACAACUUGUCUACUAUCCACAGGCUGAUCAUGAGAACUGCUGCCCGUUCUCCCUGUUUGAACGGAGUGUCAGACACUCAUCUCCAUUCAACUCUUUGGGACUGCUAGAGAUGGCUGAGUAGAUGUACCCAUCUAUCUCCGGUAGCCCCAUAGAGCUGAAUGGGGAUGUCAGGGCGUAUGCGUGACCGCCACUCCAUUGAAAUAGGAGAGCACAGGCCCCCAUUCUUGUGAUUGGCAGGGUCCCAGCGAUCAGAGCCCGACGAUCGUAUGCUCUACCCUGUGGAUACCAGAUAAGUUGUCUUAAUGGGACAACCCCUUUUUUAUAAGAAUCCACCCCGAGUCCACCUCCUGUAGGAUGCAUGGUGGAUAUGUUAUAUGGGGGAGGGCAUUAUGGCAAUGUCUUUUAUUUUUUAUUUUUUUAUGCUGCACCAUGGUCUUUUGCUGCUGGCAGCUUUCCAGGCAGAACUGGAUUCCUCUGGUUCUGAAGCUCCUUUUCUUAGAGCUCUACAUUGUAUUGUCCCUCUGUUAUUACUCCUGAAAAUGUAAAAAAAAUUGACAACUAGGUGUCACAAUUUAGUUUAAGAAGGGAUGUGCCUACUAAGUCUGAUACUGGAACUGGAGGAGAUGCUUCAGGAGAAUGGCAAUACAUAGGCCGGGUUCACAUUCUUCUGAUCCAUCAUACAGGCUUUUUUCUUUUUUUUUCUGUUCUUCUGACGGAUCAGAACGAUGGAAAAAUAAAUGAUGUUGACCCGGCCUUAGUUGUUAACCUAUUUGUAGAUUUCCAGGAGGAACAGUACAUUGCAGGGUUCUUAGAAUACAACACUUCUGAGUUUAUUAUAUGUCGGGAGAGGUGAGGGAUCCUCUAUCGGUGAGAGCUUUUAUAUUAAAGAGGUCCCCCAGGAUAAAUGAAUUCUGCUAACAUCUGCGGCAGAUACUUUCCAAGCUGAGAUCAUUGUACUGCAGUAGUUUGCUCACGCUGUAUGGUAAUGGCCGAUCUGUAUGCAUUGAACUCUAUGUACACAGUGCAUUUGAUUGUGUGCAAAGCCACCGCUCUCAAGAUCUCUGCCGGAAAGAAAACAAAUUUUUAGUAAUAUGAUGAAUUUAAGGGAGUCUGUCAAAAAUGUUGAUGAUU
This is a messenger RNA of Bufo bufo (common toad), 2660 nucleotides long. It is a transcript of the gene C1GALT1C1, whose product is annotated as C1GALT1 specific chaperone 1. Gene Ontology annotation, molecular function: N-acetylgalactosaminide beta-1,3-galactosyltransferase activity. The record is from RefSeq and is a predicted model, not a curated record. The coding region runs from base 70 to 1023 and encodes 317 amino acids. NCBI's taxonomy places the organism in Eukaryota, Metazoa, Chordata, Amphibia, Anura, Bufonidae. The transcript has 2 exons.